Messenger RNA from Acanthopagrus latus (yellowfin seabream), 7691 nucleotides. RefSeq names its product solute carrier family 6 member 9 (gene slc6a9). The coding region runs from base 195 to 2162 and encodes 655 amino acids. The transcript is spliced from 13 exons. Lineage: Eukaryota; Metazoa; Chordata; Actinopteri; Spariformes; Sparidae. The record is from RefSeq and is a predicted model, not a curated record. Gene Ontology annotation, biological process: glycine import across plasma membrane; neurotransmitter transport; sodium ion transmembrane transport. Gene Ontology annotation, molecular function: glycine:sodium symporter activity. Gene Ontology annotation, cellular component: plasma membrane.
GAGGCGGAGAGGAAGCAGAGCUCCAUCAGAUGAAAUGAGGUGAAAGUAAUUCAGGCAUUAAUCAAGCCAGGGCAAAAGGGAGGGUAUACUGUGUUUUCUCCCCCCUCUUUCGCUGCGGAACUGAAAGGCAAGGUGUGAAUGAAGGAGCCUACAGUGGCCAGCAGAGAAGCACCACUGGGUCACAGCGUCAAAUCAUGUCCGAUUCGAACACCAUUGCCGCUUCCACCGCAGACCAGAACGGAGCAGUUCCAGGCGAGCCAGUGAAGAAGGAUGAAAACUCCCGGAGAGGGAACUGGGGCAACCAGAUUGAGUUUGUCCUCACCAGCGUGGGCUAUGCAGUGGGCCUGGGCAAUGUCUGGAGGUUUCCCUACCUCUGCUACAGAAACGGAGGAGGUGCCUUCAUGCUACCAUACUUCAUCAUGUUGGUGUUCUGCGGCAUCCCCCUCUUCUUCCUCGAGCUAUCCUUCGGUCAGUUCGCCAGCCAGGGGUGUCUGGGAGUGUGGAAGAUCAGCCCCAUGUUCAAAGGUGUGGGCUACGGCAUGAUGGUCGUGUCCACCUACAUUGGGAUCUAUUACAACGUGGUCAUUUGCAUUGCCUUCUAUUACUUUUUCAUGUCCAUGACAAACUUGCUGCCGUGGACAUACUGCAACAACCCCUGGAACACGCCGGACUGCAGCGGGGUGGUCAGCAGCCCGCUUAACGCCACUCUGGCUAACGCUACCACAAGCCUGGUAGCGGGGGUGACUGAGGUCGUCAACCGCACCAAGAGGACCAGCCCCAGUGAGGAGUACUGGAAACACUAUGUGUUGAACAUCUCUGAUGACAUCGGGAACUUUGGAGAGGUCCGUUUGCCUAUCCUUGGCUGCCUGGCAGUCUCCUGGCUUGUCGUCUUCCUCUGUCUCAUCAGGGGCGUCAAAUCGUCUGGAAAGGUGGUGUACUUCACAGCUACGUUCCCCUAUGUCGUUCUGACCAUCUUGUUUAUCCGUGGCAUCACCCUGGACGGAGCCAUCAACGGCAUCAAGUACUACCUGACCCCACAGUGGCAGAAGGUCCUUGAUGCAAAGGUGUGGGGAGACGCAGCGUCGCAGAUCUUCUACUCCCUGGGCUGUGCCUGGGGGGGUCUCAUCACCAUGGCUUCCUAUAACAAGUUUCAUAACAACUGUUUCAGAGACAGCAUCAUCAUCAGUAUCACCAACUGUGCGACCAGCGUGUAUGCCGGCUUCGUCAUAUUCUCCAUCCUGGGCUUCAUGGCGCACAACCUGAACGUCCCCGUGUCAGAGGUGGCCGACCACGGCCCGGGACUGGCCUUUGUGGCCUACCCAGAAGCCCUCACCCUGUUGCCCAUCUCACCCCUCUGGUCACUGCUCUUCUUCUUCAUGCUUAUCCUUCUGGGACUGGGGACUCAGUUCUGCCUGCUGGAGACCCUGGUGACAGCCAUUGUCGACGAGAUCGGCACAGACUGGAUCAUUAGGAACAAGACUGUGGUCACACUGUCAGUGGCCAUUGUUGGAUUCUUACUGGGCGUGCCACUAACAACACAGGCAGGGAUCUAUUGGUUGCUGCUGAUGGACAACUACGCUGCUAGUUUCUCUUUGGUUAUUAUCUCCUGCAUAAUGUGCAUCUGCGUCAUGUAUGUCUAUGGUCACAGGAACUACUUUAAAGACGUGGAGAUGAUGCUGGGCUUCCCUCCUCCUCUCUUCUUCAAAGUCUGCUGGAGAUUCAUCUCCCCAGUCAUCAUCUCUUUCAUCCUGAUCUUCACAGUGAUCCAGUACAAACCCAUCACCUACAAUGACUACGUGUAUCCCGGCUGGUCUCUGGCUAUAGGCUUCUGCAUGGCCAUGUCCUCAGUGAUCUGCAUACCUAUCUAUGCCCUCUACAAGAUCUCCAGGUCCCCAGGAGCCACCUUCAGAGAGCGGUUGAAGCACGCCUGCCGAGCACAUCCAAAGUGGGGCCCCGCCCUGCAGGAGCACCGGACAGGCCGCUACGCCCCCAUGGCCUCUGAAGACACCGUGGAGGCUCGCCCCCUCAAGGAGAAGGAGGAGCUGAAGGAAGAGCUGAAGGAGGAGGAGAAGGAGAAGGAGAGGAAGGAAGAGAUCAGCCUCACCAUCCAGGGAAGCAACGGCUCCACCAACACACACAACAGCCCCAACCCCAGCGCAUAGACGGCACCUUGCCCUGUCAGCACUACCGGGCGCGGCCCCCCGUCAGUCGCGCCCCACCAUCUUCCUCCUUCUCUUCCUUCCUUAUCCUCUCCUCUCCUCCAUCCUCACCCCGCUUUCCCACAGUCCUCUGUGGGGGAGAUCCCAUUCACUGGAGACCUUUACAUAUUGUAAGGGCUUAUUAUAUCUAUCCUAACCUCUUCUAUCUAUCUGUGUGUCGACUCUAGAUAAACGAAGGAAAAAAAAAAAAAAGCGAAAGGAAGAAAAAAAUUGGGUCAUCAUCCAAAAGAUCUGUGUGUAUGUCAAUGUGCGUGCGUGGGUGGGUUGUUAAUUUGUUUCGCAUAAUUUAAUAAUGCAGUUUGUUUUUUUCCUUUCCUUUUUUUUUGUAAAACAUGUAUAUGUCAUCCUCAUAUGCAGUUAGAGGUACGGUAGAUUGUGACGCUGCAUGUGUUUUGUUUUUGUGCAUGCAGCAACAUAGAGACACACACUGUUCUACUUUAUUCUGUUAGCUGGCUCGGUUUGGGAUUGGCGACUUUCUAGCAGCAGUGUUGUGACAGCCGGAGACUUGUUGUUUGCGACGUGAUACCCAGUGGUGCUGUAACAAAGAGGAGCAGGACGAACUGUGCCUGAACUGGCCAUUUGACAGUUUUUGAUGAUGCCCGAAAAGAUGGAAAGAGGCUCAAAUCCUUUGGCCAGAAAAAAAAAUAAACGAAGGCGGAUACACUCGUUCACACUCAUACACUCACACUAUUGUACAUUUGACAGCACACAGUGACCUCAACCAUAGUUGAUCUCAGCUUAAGACUAAGCCUGUUGUUUUUUAUGCUGCUUCUUCUUUUAAACAAAAAAAAAAAAAGAUAUUCCACAGAGCACAAAUGUUUAACAAACACCCAAGAUGGCGAAUGACACUUAGGGCUGAUUUUCUGUGGAAGUUUCCUCCAUUUGUAACUUUUUUUUUUUUUCCACUAAAGCUGCUUAAACUCAGCAGAGAAAUUAUCAGUGAUACUGUACUGUUACUGUACUCUCUGCCUUUAUUCACACACACGCAAAGCAUUUAUUUCCAGUUUUAGGACAGACGUGAACCCAGUGCCCAUUUCUCAGGGUCCAAGCGAAGUUAAACCGUAUGGUCGUUUCUCGCCCAUGGAAACCUUGUCUCGAACCGAGGUGGCCUGUUAAGAUUAUGGGGACUGAAACCGCCAAACACUCCCACACGCACACACACACAAAAAAAAAGACAGGUAGAUGCAACUCUGUAUAUCGAAGUGCCAUCUCUUCAUAAGUCUUCCAGGCAUUCUUUUUGAGUGAAAUGCAUCUUGGGACGUGGUCUAUGAAGGAGGAUCCGGGCGCAAGGAGGUAGCCAGGCGGAAAGGAUCGUAGGUGUGUUGUAGUCUGUGUCUCCCGUGGGUCGUAGCAAUCUGCCCCAUUUAAGGCAUGUUACCAAAAACAGUACCUGAGUUACCUGAGUCCUGCACAUGUUUUUGGUAACAUAUAUACUGUAUUUCUCAGAGAGACCUGUGUGGCGUCUCUUACAGUCAGUGGAACCUUUAAUGUAUUUACAGGCAUUUCUUUUAGAGCUCUGAGCCAAGCUGUGCUGUGACUGGUGGAGAGAUGGGAAGCAGAGAGAUGCGGCUUGUUUCACAGAAGAAAACUGAAUAUAAAAAAAAAAUCAAUUUUAAAUGAAUUACGUAGUUUUAAAUGUAGCUGUAUAGUAUCGUUCUCUCGGUAGAGUUCUCCUUUUUACCUCUCGUUAUUGUAAAGUAACUUAGUAAAUAAUUAUAAAGACAGCAUAUGUUUAUUUUGUACAAAAAAUAAAAACGACAGAAUCAUGAUUAACCGUGUUUACUAUUCCUCGACUGUGAUUUGAUUUGUUUCGUUGGAGGGUGUGACAGGACGGAGAGGGGUCUUUUUCAGCACGCAGGGUUUGGGUUUCACAAAAGUGUCUGAUUGGAACUGGAACUGAUCGGGAAAGCAGUGUGACGGCAGAGGUUAAAAAAGAAAAAGAGUUGUGGGUUGUUUUGGUUUUUUUUUUGUCAUUGAGACAGCCACGUGAAGGUCACAUGUCUUCUUUGUCUUUUCAUCCUAAGAUUCUCUGUUGGACGCCCGCUCAGGUGGUAGUGAGAUGUUUUUUUUUAGCUUCACAGGCAUGGGAUUGCAUCAGGUCUGGCUGUGCAGUUUGCUUCACAUCAUAGUUUCACGUUUUCUUUGUUUGUGAGCUGUCAGGUCAUCAGUGAAAUCAAAGACGUCUGGAGAACUAAGAGCUGAGAUACCAGCGUGAGCAUAAUAUACAAACAUGGCCGAUAUCCCAAGAGUUCAUGGUUGUUUUUUUUGACACAGUUUUAAGAGAUAUUGAAGCACAAUUUUAGACUCAAUCUGAACAUUUCUUCUUGUUUUUCACCACUAUUCCCGCAAUCAUGUCUGGAGGAGGACAGUGAAUUUGGCACAACAGUGAAGUUGCUCCUUUAAUCCACAAGAGGGGGGUGCUGCUGACACUCAGGGUAGUAAAGGCACAACAGAUGUUUAACUGUGAACUAAAUGCAAAAGACACGCUAACACUUUAUAAUAACUCUCAUUAACCCCAUGAUACAUUUAUAGUUAAUUAAACUUCACAAACAAUGGGUUAAGUCUUUAUAAAUCUUUUAUUAUCCAGUUAUUUAAGCAAAUUAAGCAAUGUUAUUAUGCAAUUAUUAAGCAUUGUAUUGUAAAGCUGCAGUGAUAGUUGGUUGGUUAAUAAAUACUGUGUAGUUCAUCUAUAAACAUUAUUCAGAUGGCCUUUAUAAGACUUAACAAUUGCUUAAUAAAUGGUUGAUAAAAAAUGUCAUUGUUAAAUAACCAUUAACUGGAGUUUAAUUAACUGUGAAUGUACUAUUUAUUAAAGGUGCAAAGUGUGAGAACUGGCAGCAAAUCACCACGGCAAUCGCACACCCACGACUGUAGCUGUCGCUAGCAAGUUAGCUCGGUUAGCCACACAGCUAGCCAGAAUACCGGAGGCUAGCACAGGAGCUUUGGACCGCUAAGAGGAGGAGGUUAGCAAGGAUUACAAGACAUAUGGAUUUCUUUGACAUAACGUUGAAACUGCUAUCUCUUCACGGUUUUGGUUUUCAACUUAAAUUCUCACAUAUUGCACCUUUAAUGAAGGUUAUUAUGAAGUGUUGCCAAAGAGACAAGACUUCCUGCGGCUAAGAAAAGUAACAAUGACAGAGGUCAAUGCAAAGCACAGAAGCUCGACUACAGUGAAGAUAUUCCUGACAAGCACAGUGAGCCUUCUGAAACAAGCACACCGUUCUACCCAGGUGUUUUUAUUUACAGGAACUAAGAUUAUAGAUACUUGCUCCCAUUGGUGGAGACUGGUAGCUAGCGUUCUGAUUCCACCGCCUGAACUACUCCCAUCACACACAACGUAUUUUUGCAGUCGUGAUCUUUUUUUUUUUUUAUUAUUAUUAUUAUUAUUACUGCAAAAACCAGGUGCUCUAUGAAACAAUACACUCACCGUCUGCUAAACACUCUUGAGUAUCUCACAUCGCUUCCUCUGAGUAGAACUCUAAGUGACUUUCUAAAUGAGGUUUAUUUGCUGAUAAAGGUGAAUAUGAAGUUGUUAUUCUCAGUGCACAUUUGGACAGCUUGUAGCUCAGACCGUCUCCUGUUCGUGAUUGCCUGUCUCGUGCGUUCAGUGUGGUAGUAAGUGAAGCGUAGCCACCGUGUUACCAUGCUAUCUCUCUCUUUACAACCCAGCCCUCACCAUCUCUGCUGACCCCGCAACUCUUCCUCCCUAUGUACAGUAAUGUAAAAAAAAACAAAAAAAAACAAAACUAUAUAAUCGGACUGUGCGUAUGUGUGUGUUUACCUUUUGCUUUUAUUCCGGGGGUGGGUAAGUGUGUAUUUGCGGGUCGAGGGAGGGCGGGUGUUGUUCGAUUUUGUUUUUUUUGUUUUUUUGAUUUGUCAUUUUUCUCGUAGUGUAGUGUAGAUGAUGUCAGGUGCACUGUGUACUCUGUGUGUAGUGGAUUAGCUCUUACUGCUGAGCCUGCAUGUAGAGCAGGUGUAGUGUCGGUAUUGAUGUCAUUGUACCUCUAACCUAUCAGAACUAGCCAAGUCCUAUUCUGCUAAUAAUAUACAGUCUAUCUUUUAAGAAGAAAAAAAAAUGUUUUUGUACUAAAAGAAGAGAAAGAAAACUACAUAUUUUAUCUUCAGACUUUAAUCAUUGUUUAUCCAUGUUCAAUGACAUUGUUUGUUUUACAAGUUGUAUUCGUAGAAAAAAAAAUAUUAAGAUAAAAGCCAGUUAAUAUUAAAAGCAUUUCCAAACAAAAAGCUUUGGAUCGAAACUUGAACUACACAAGAAUGGUUAGUUUGUGGCGUAGAUGGCAGCUGCAGCUAUAUUGACAAUGCUUUUUUUUGUUUGUUUGUUUUGGGUUUUUUUUUGUUUUUUUUUAAGAACAGUAUUGCAUAAACGUAGAGCUACGUUUUACAAACGGUGCAGUGCCAACAGUCAUACAUGGCUGUGACCUUUAAUCUUCCGUGGCCCUUAACCCGAACAGUUUGGCUUUUUUUUCUGUCUAGUUGUUACAAAAUCAGCUAAAAUCAAAACACCAAAAUUACUCUUCAACCAAGAUCGAAUAAGCGUCAGGACCCAUUAACCACGUUUUCAUUCUCACACAGCUCUGAUGCUUAAUAUCAGAACAUUGCCUGAAAUAUUCACAUAAAACAGUUUUAUGGCAUAUGUAUCAGACAGGCUCCAGUUACCAUUAUAUUUGGAUUUAAUUCCCUUGUUGUCAAAGUGAAACUUAAAUUUUCUGGCUGCCACAAGAGUGAGACCCCAGUUGUUCCUUCUGGGAAAGCUUAAAAAACACAAUUGAGAAAAGUCAAUGACUGACCCCUGACUAACAUAUUAUUGCCUACUAUCAUCUCACACUGAGGUGGCUGUGCAGAAAGUCACUGAUGUUGAAGAACGUGAACUAGGUGAGGGGUCCAGACCAUUUUAUACACAAACUAACAGCACAACUGUUUCACUGUACUAAAAUGAAAACUGUGAUUUUACCUUGUUUCUGUGGUUCUCUGUAAAUGACAGAACAUUACCUCUUGAAUUUCCUACUACUGCUCAUAUAAGCAUAAUCUCAUGUUUCAGCACUUUAAAGGAAUCAUUUUUUUUUUAUAAGCAACAGGAAUAAAAAAAAUCUAUGAUUAAAAUAAUAAUCCACACUUCAGUAUUGAAAAAAAGAAAAACAAUGAAAAUGUGUUUUUUACAGCUGUCAGGCUGAAAGAAGCUGUCCGAGUGGCAGUGGACAAAUGCUGUGUUGUUGCUAUGCCAAUGUAAAUUGUUUCAUGGGAGGAGUGGAGAGGAAAAGCACAAGUGAGAAAAGAGAACACAGUUCUUCUGGUACUCUCGAUCAUAUCUAUCUGUCUAUCUAUCUAACCAUGUCUGUUCUUCUUGUUCUUCAACCUUUAGGGCCAAAAUCCAUUGAAAUGUCUUAUAGUCCUGUCGGCUGUAUAUCGUAAACUGUUGAAUUACAAAAUGGUAAAUAAAAUCUAUUUUAAAGAUCA